GGAAUGGAUAAACUGCUGCGCGCGCUGCUUGCUGGGACGGAUCCAACAUGGCGGCUCGGGCGAUAACAGCCGCUCGUUUCGCGAGAAAAUCGCUGGCUUCAUUGGCUUUACGAAACGGCAUCUUCCCCAGAACAACAGUGGCAGCAUACCACAAUGCACAAAGCAACCCCCCUCUAGCAUCUCCAACGAUGGAUAAUAGGACCGCCAAGGACACAAGCUGGCCCCAAGACGGCUUUGAACUCGGAGACUACCCCAACCUGCCUCAUGUCUCGUCACAGCGGCGCCAGUUUGAGGGGUGGUGGGAUGUUCAGGACAGAAGAAACUUUAACGAGCCGAUCCAUGAGGAUGAAGAUGGCUUGAAUAUCUGGUUGUGGACAGAAGUGGAAUGCAAUGACAAGUACACCCCCACUGAGGCCCUCACACACUGGCUGACAGCAUUUGGGUUGCUGGGUGUGGUCGGAUUCCUCUCCUAUCUGUAUGAUGCUGCCAAUGAAAGGCCUGAUCUACCAAGAGAGUUCCCGUUUGACAAUCUCUACCUUGAGAGGGGAGGAGACCCGGCCAAAGACCCAGCCCAGGAAACUGGCAAAGUGACCAAUACCUUAUGUGGCAUGUGAUGACUGCCACGCCUGUUUAACCUAUAUGGAAUUUGUAGUCCAACUUGUGUGCAAUGACUUUAUGAAAUAUUUUCUUUGAUGUAAGUGUAAAUAAUGUUCUGGCGAAAAAAAUUAAAGUUAUAAACAAAA
This is a messenger RNA of Nematostella vectensis (starlet sea anemone), 743 nucleotides long. Its product is annotated as NADH dehydrogenase [ubiquinone] 1 beta subcomplex subunit 8, mitochondrial. The coding region runs from base 48 to 614 and encodes 188 amino acids. The transcript has 5 exons. Lineage: Eukaryota; Metazoa; Cnidaria; Anthozoa; Actiniaria; Edwardsiidae. The record is from RefSeq and is a predicted model, not a curated record. Gene Ontology annotation, cellular component: mitochondrion.